AUGAUUUGUGAAAGAAAGAAAAGAAAGGCUGAGAGAAGAGCUGAGGGCGCUUCAAAAAAAAUAAAAGGAAAGAUUUAUAGGUACAGCAAAGAAGCAUAUGCUAUUAGGCAUGGAAGGCCCAAAAAGAUUGAAUACAUGAAAGUCGUCAGGCCGAAUAACGGGUUUGGCAUAUCAACUAAACCAACUGUGUGUAAUGCUAUGUUCUUUGAUUUAUACAAUGAGCUUGGAUUAGAUCAGCCAAACACACUGUAUAGGCAGUGCUACCAGGCCCUUGAGAACGAAAUGAUGUCUUCUGUGAUUUGUACACCAAAUGGGUAUGUGGACUGUGCUCUGCUGCAGCACUCUUUUAACAUACCAGCACCAGUUGACUACUACUCUUCCUACCAGUCGUAUCGGUUAUUAGAAGAAAAAGAAGUCUCAGAAGAAGCAGUGCAAAAUUCCAGUGAGCAGACUGCUGUAUCUCUAUCUAGGAGUGAUUAUGUAUACAGCAGUGAUAUGUGGGCCAUCCAUUAUUAG
Messenger RNA from Nematocida parisii ERTm1, 516 nucleotides. RefSeq lists its product as uncharacterized. The coding region runs from base 1 to 516 and encodes 171 amino acids. The record is from RefSeq and is a predicted model, not a curated record. Lineage: Eukaryota; Fungi; Microsporidia. The transcript has a single exon.